This is a messenger RNA of Anopheles cruzii, 4963 nucleotides long. It is a transcript of the gene ssp3, whose product is annotated as S phase cyclin A-associated protein in the endoplasmic reticulum. Bases 7 to 4956 code for a protein of 1649 amino acids. NCBI's taxonomy places the organism in Eukaryota, Metazoa, Arthropoda, Insecta, Diptera, Culicidae. The transcript is spliced from 13 exons. The record is from RefSeq and is a predicted model, not a curated record.
AAGUAAAUGGAAAAUCGAAAAUAUUUCAAUCAGGAGGGCAAGGAGGCGAAAAAUUUCUACCACCUGUCGGAUGAUGGUGGUGAAACGCACCGAGGCCCUCCAAAACGGCCACCGGUAGGUGUCCGGCAGCGAUCGAUUCAGCCGUAUCUGUCGCCCCAACAGUCGAAAUCGUCCAGCAAAUCUGGACCUCGGGUGAGAAGCGCUUCGACGGGACGGGAUAAGAAGUCGGAGCUUCAGGCUCGGUACUGGGCUUUUCUCUUCGGCAACCUGGAUCGCUCGAUCAAUGAGAUAUAUAAGACGGUGGAAGGCUACGAGAAUCUCUCGUCGUGCAAGGAGACAAUAUUGGUGCUGGAGAACUAUAUUAGAGAUUUCAAAGCGCUGGCCGAGUGGUUCAAGGUAUCGUGGGAUUAUGAGGCUACGCCCUCGCCACAGAGACCGCUCUCACUGGCGUGGGAAGUGCGCAAGAGUAACCCUGUACCACGUGUCCGCAAGCCUAUUUCCAGCCCGGGAGUGUCCGGUAAAUCUAGUCCCAGUUUUUCCGGUAAAAACAGUCCCUGCUCGGCGGCCGAAGAUCCGGCCCGUAAUUGCUCACCGAGGAAAGCACACUCCUCUACCGAGAGUCUCAACAAGAAAGCUCAGCAACCGACAAAAGCGACCGCCCGAGGUGAUCCUUCCGGGCCACCCAGUGAUCCUAGCGGAGCCGUCUUCAACUGCGUACCGAUAGAAUCGUACGUGCUGAAGCUUGAUCAGUACACGCAAACGAAUCUGGAAGAUGAGAAUCUUACGUUGGUGGAGUAUUUGGAGAAGUACGCCAAACGGGAGGAUACCGCCACUAUGGCCGUCCCACUGCCCACCGGUGACAUCGUGCUGGAGCCGAAAAUGGAAGAGAGUCAAAAACCUCAGGACGAGACCUUGGCCGCAAAUGUACUGAAGGUGGACGAGAAGAAAGUGCCACAAGAUCAAACGAAGCCUCACGAUCCAGCGAAAGGCGAUCAAUCGUUGGCGCGUAAAUUGUGUCCAACGAAGUGUGCCCCGAUCGGUCCAACGAAAGCUGCGUCCGUUGCGCCCCGCAUGGGUCUGGUCGCCGUUAAGUCGGUAGCUUCGCCGGCAAAGGCACCGGCGGUGGCCGGUGUUAAGCCGCGCCCUGGAACCGGCCCAUCCGGAGUGGUACGCAAAUCGGCCACCGCUUCUGCCGUGGCGCACUCGAACAUGAAACAGGCGAUUAAUCUCCCGAGUAAAAGUGCGACUACUCCGUCCCUGGUUGCGUCGUCAUCGGCAAGAAACCGAAAUGGCUUAAAACAACCGUAUCUGCCAAAGAACGGGUCACUUGGCGGCGGUACGUUGGCCGACCGGUCGCGAUUAGCAGUUCGCUCGAAAACGAUGAUCGAGGUUUCGACGGUGGGUCGAACGAAGUUUAUGCCUAACGUUGAAGAUUCUCGGAGACGUUCCACUACAAAGCUGUCCUUGCUGGGCAACCGCUCGAAGGAAGACGUACACAGUUCCAGCUCCACCCUGAAGGCUGGAUCAUCCGAGCGGUUGGGGUCACGUAGUUCUAUUACCAACAUCGGUGCAGAACGGAAACCACCGCGGGUGCCCGCAUCUGCAGGCAGCGCUGGACGGCGUUCGGAACCGAAAACUAUGCCAUCGUCCGACGUGGCCAACAACGAUGGAUGGUACACGGUGAAAACUAAGCGUCGAUCGAGCUUACUUUGGGCGACGCGCUUCAACCAACCAUCGGGUUACGCAAGUCUACCGACGUUGGCACUGCUCGAUGAAAACGGUACGAAAAUGGAGGAACGACAAAAUGAAGCGCCCAAGAAGCCGUCAAGCGCCGCAAACGCGAGUGAAAGCGCACGAGGCCCAAAGCAAGCGCAGCAAAGUGCGGUGGAGAAAUCGUCGACAGUAGUGCAAUCGAAACCAAACGGACCAUCGCAAGCGCCCAUUACGUCAGGAGCCACGAAAAUGGUUAAAUCAUCGAUAGCUACUGCCCAGCCGGUAUUGCCACUGCGGCCGAGCAAUGCGAACGUGAAAAGUCGGCAACAAGUGCCUGCCACGGUUAACCGAGUGUCGGUGUCACGGCAAAAGUCCGAUCUGACGGGGUUGAAACUGAAAACGCUGCACAAGGAGUUCUUGCGGAGCGAAAAGCUUAAAUCCAAGGGCACGGACAAGCCAGAGUCACCGGCGGCGGCUGCUCUGUCGCAGAGUGCCACCGUUGGGCGGAACGCGUCCGACGGUCCAACGGAACCGGAAGUGGACCAAGUAGUGCAGUUCAACAAAGUGGACAUGAACAUUCAAACGAAUCUGGUUACGGCUACCAUCGAGAGUUUGUAUGCAACGUGCCUGCAGGAAACGAGUGACCUCCCCGGUGGCAAACGAAGGUUGCCGGCCAUGAGCAACGGCGAAGCAUUGAGCCACAGCACCAGCGACGAGCACGAAGAAGAGCAGGAACGUGACGACAUGGAGAGUGAUGAGGAUCAGCGCAAACUGCUCGAGGAGCAGGAAAGCUUGGAGGCACAGAUCCGCGAGCUGGAGAAUACGGAAAUCGAUUUCGAUACUGAAACGGAUGAAACGGAUUGCGAGGCAAUUAUCGACUUUGAGGACACGGACGGUACGGUGGAGAGUGGAACGGAUCGAGGGCCGUCGGGUAUCGAGGGCGGUACCGUGAACGGGGCCGUUGCCACGGAUGAAGACAUUACGCUCGAAAUGCGCUACGAAGCGGUGCUGGCCGAAAUGAGCUGGGUUGAGCGGGCACGUACUUUGGACACCCUGAAGGCCAUCGUGGCGCGGCAUCCGGGUCGGGCGCAGCAGCUGCACGCCAAACUGUCCAGCCCUUCGCGGCGUCGAUCGUUGCAUGAGACGUUGAAAAAGUAUCAAGCCAAACAGGCGCGUGCUUUGGAGAAGCGACAGGCGCUGCAGAAGGAGAAAGCCCUAAAGAUCCAGCAGUUGCUCGCACGCGUUGAGGACGUCAAAGCGGCCAAACAGUGUCUUAUCGAAACGAAGCGUCUCCGGAUGGAGGAACGGUUGCAACGGGCUGCCGAAAAUCGGUCGCAGUAUCUGAAGGACAAGAUCAAGAAGGCGCACGAUGAGGAGGAAAAGCUGAAGGAGAUUGCGUUCAUCAAGAACUUGGAGGCGCAGAACAAGCGCCUGGACUUCAUGGAGUCGUGGAAGGAACAGGAAGUUCGGCUUCAGGACCUCGAGACGGAGCGUCAGAAGCGGGCAGAAGAGAAGGCCGCCAAAGAGGCGGCCGUGGAGCGGCGGCGGCAGGAGAUCGAACAGGAGCGCCAGAAGAAGCUGCAGCAGAUGAGCGACAAUAGACGCGAGCGUGAGAAGCGGGUCGGCAAGAUGCAGGAGCAGAAAGAACGCCAGCGGCAAGCGUUGGCCCGUGAGAAGGCGCGCGAUCGCGAGGAACGGCUACAGGCCCUGCAGGCGCAGAAGCUCGCUACGACCGAGGAACUGCAGCGGAAGAUCAUCCAGAAACAACAGGAAUCGGCACGGCGGCACGAGGAAAACAUUGAGCAAAUCCGUCAACGGGCAGUCGAGUUGGCCACCAUACCAAGCCGCAGUGCUGAUGAGCUGCGGAACGAAGAUCACGAUGAGGAUACUUCGAGCGUCAGCGAGAGGGAUGGUUCCGUCGUCGGGGCCGCGUGUAGCGGAGAUGGGAAGCGUAGGGUCAACCGGAAAAGGGUGAAAAAGUUGCGCCAAAAACUGACGAGCGCUGCCGAGGAGUAUCUGGCCGAGCUGACCCCGCUGGCACCAUCGAUUCGAAAGCAGAGUCAAGUGCCGAGGCUACUCGGGACCGUCGCGAAGGGAGGCUCCGGCACGCUCGGUGUCGAGAGACCGAUCGGUCAGCUGCUGCGCUUGAUCGCGAAGGCGGAAGUGGCCGAUUUUCAGUCGCUCUGGUUGCUCGACGGUUUGGGAACGAUCGCGACGGUGAUCGAAAGUGGCCUAAGUCCUGGGACGGACGUUUCCAGAAAGGCUGUUGUUCUUUCGGUGCAGCUUUAUCGGAAUGCUUGCACGCUGUGUCCGCAAAUUGCCCGUCACGCCGUGUUGGGAAGUUCUAUACUAAUUCUACUAGAUGCCCUGCAGACGGCAAUGAAGACACCGGAAGAAAAGAAUGCCCUGUUCCCGGUGGAAUUAUCGACGGAGCUGAUACUCGCGUGCACGGUGGCCCUUUUGCCGACUAGUCCCCCGCCGAAGCAGACGACACACCCAAAGGUUGCGGAACGCCUUCCGGAUCUUCUGAGCUACAUCGUGAGCACGGGACUCAUCGAGACGCUAGUGAAGCCGAUCAGCAGCGUGCAGGAAGCGAUCGAGAAUCAGACCAGCCUCGUGCUAUCGUUGCUCGCAUCGCUCGGGCUGCUCACCAAGUUGGUGGAAAUUUGUCCUAAAGGCCCCGAUGUUACCAGACUGCUGCAAACGGCCCAAAGCACCGAGCUGUUCGGGACGGUGUCGCUACUGUACGCGGCGAUCGUGCCUAUCGGUGAAAGCAUUCCACCGAGGACGACUUCGCUGGCGGCGGCCACUUUUAAUCUUCUGGUGACCUUUGCCAACCUGGACAUCGAAGCGUUCCAGGCAGUAUUAACGCAACAAACGGUAUCGCUCAAGUUCCUCGACGUCAUCAGUAUCCUACUGCAGUACUGUGUCCCGAAGGCGGACGUGAAAAGUGAAACACAGACUGUGAUAAUCGACCUAACGGCCACGUUGGGUUUCUUCUGUGCCAAUAAUAAAACCAACCAGGAUCUGCUCACAUCGGAUCAGUACACGUGCGUGCUCAAGAGUCUUGCCAAGCUGCCCAAACAGUUCGAUGUCAUAACGUACCCGACGUUGGUUUCGGUAUUACACGACAAUCCGAGCGCAAGCACCGUGGUCGGCAGGGACUUUAACGUUGAGCUGCUGGAGGAGUAUAAACGCUCCGAUAUGGCAAAGAAGAAUCGAAUCGUGUGCCUAUUGCUGUAGUCGAUCC